AUGGAUGCAGCAGAAUUGGCACGGUGGACGAGGUUCGCGGCGAAGGGCGGUAUCGGCAAAUGUACAGCGAUUCAGGAUUGCGUUGCGGAGCGGCCAGACGAUCUGAUGUUCCUGAAGGGUGACGAAAUCAUUGUUCUGAUGCAAAUCCCCGAUGAUGACCAAGUCUAUCUCGGAUUUUGCGAAGAUAUCGUUGGUCGAUUUCGAGGCCAGGAUGUUCAUUUCCAUUCCAAGCUAAAGAAACCGGUCAUGACGAAACGUACUCCCUCUGCUUCUGCGGCCGCCCUCUCUCCCAAUUUCCUUCCAUCCUUCAGCACACCGCCCUCACCGGACGAUGCAUCACCCGCUGCACCGGCACCGUAU
Messenger RNA from Punctularia strigosozonata HHB-11173 SS5, 360 nucleotides. RefSeq lists its product as uncharacterized. Gene Ontology annotation, molecular function: protein binding. The annotation marks the transcript as partial. The transcript is spliced from 4 exons. The record is from RefSeq and is a predicted model, not a curated record. Lineage: Eukaryota; Fungi; Basidiomycota; Agaricomycetes; Corticiales; Punctulariaceae.